AGCAAAAACCCUAUCGAAGAAAUUGCAGUGUGUUUUCUUACAGCGAAGAGCCCCAAAGAGAAGAACAAAAUUUCGAAAAUAGAGAAAGAGAAGAAGUUGACGAUGGAUUCAAAGGCGAAGCAGAUGAUUCUUUCAGCUCUCUGCAAACACUUCUCUUUGGAUCCUGAACCUUUUGUGGGCGGAGCGGGUGAAAGUGAUAUCAAGACACUUUAUUCUAAUGUAUUGAAGGCAUCUGGAAAGGAAGUAUCUGCACAAAACAACGAUGUUUUGAAGUGGCUAGAUUUUGCGGAAGGUUUCUCUUCAGAUUCAAAGGAUUGGUUUUCAGCUCUUGAAAAGUUGAAUUUAGAGUUAGCUACCAAGUCAGUGCUCUUGGGAAACGGAUUGACGCCAUCGGCAGCUGAUGUUGCUGUGUUUUCAGCUCUGCAUUCUUCAGUGCUUGGCCUCUCAGAUUCAGACAAGGAGAAAGUACCACAUGUCAUAAGAUGGGUGAAUUACAUCCAGAAUAAAGAAGAGUUGUCGACAUUAUUUGCACCAAUACCUGUGAAGCUACCAGAAUUUAGCUUCGAGGUACCAAAACCUGCCAUUAAGGUGGAAACAAAUUCUAAUUCAAAAAAAGCUGCAGAAGGUGUAAAGCCUGUUGACAAGCCAGAUGUGCAGCCGCAGCUGGGCACAAAGAAAACUGAGCCAGAGGAACCAAAGAAAAAUGCAGCAAAAGAGAAGGAUGCCAAAAAGGAAAAGAAGAAGCCUGCUGAACCAGAACCAGCUAAGAAAGAGGCAGAGCUUAGUGUCAGUUUGCUUAACAUUCAGGUUGGUCUAAUUCGUAAAGCAUGGAAGCACCCAUCGGCGGAUAGUUUGCUGGUGGAAGAAAUAGAUGUCGGGGAGGAUAAAGUGAGACAAGUAGUUAGUGGCUUAGCAAAGUUCUGCAGUCCUGAGGAUCUAACGAACCGCCUCGUUGCACUCAUCACAAAUGUCAAACCUGGAAAGCUAAGAGAUGUAAUGUCACAAGGACUGGUUCUUUGUGCUUCAAGUGAAGAUCACUCGGUGGUAGAGCCGUUGCUACCACCUGCUGGUGCUAAACCAGGAGAGCGUGUUUCAUUUUCAGGGAUUGAAGGAAAGCCAGAAGAUGUACUGAACCCAAAAAAGAAGCAACUAGAGAAGAUAACACCGGGUCUCUACACUGAUGAAAAUGGCGUAGCCACAUACAAAGGCAUACAAUUCAUGACCUCGGCUGGACCUUGCACUUCCAGCAUCCCCAAGGCGACCAUCAAGUAGUAAACUCAGUUGAUACUUCUCUCCUCUACUCUAGCGUUUUUCUUUGAUAUUCGCAAACUCAGUUGGAAAAAGAAAAGAUGUUCUUUUUGUCACAAUUCGAAUUAAUCUAAAAACUUUCUUCUUAUUAGCUUUUUGACAAACAUCAUUGUUUCAAUUUCCCUUUUGAGAACUCUCUGCUACUAGAUACUUAGUUCCAUUUUCUUUGUUCACUCCUUUCGUUCAAGCUGUGCAAGUCCACCAUUGGAUUGCAACG
This is a messenger RNA of Arabidopsis thaliana (thale cress), 1525 nucleotides long. RefSeq names its product Nucleic acid-binding, OB-fold-like protein. The record is from RefSeq and is marked reviewed. Gene Ontology annotation, molecular function: tRNA binding; RNA binding. Gene Ontology annotation, cellular component: cytoplasm; protein-containing complex. Bases 103 to 1272 code for a protein of 389 amino acids. NCBI's taxonomy places the organism in Eukaryota, Viridiplantae, Streptophyta, Magnoliopsida, Brassicales, Brassicaceae. The transcript is spliced from 12 exons.